Aspergillus alliaceus is the source of this 1130-nucleotide messenger RNA. RefSeq lists its product as uncharacterized. NCBI's taxonomy places the organism in Eukaryota, Fungi, Ascomycota, Eurotiomycetes, Eurotiales, Aspergillaceae. The record is from RefSeq and is a predicted model, not a curated record. The coding region runs from base 427 to 771 and encodes 114 amino acids. The transcript is spliced from 2 exons.
AGCAGAUCUACCCAUGAUGUAAUAAUCAGCUCUCAGAGAUGGUCAAACCCACGACGGGAUUACGUCGAUGAUACUUGAAACAACCGAGUCCGACAGCGGAUCGACAUGAUCUACUGCAUGGGUUACUUACCGCCGAAUGAAUGGAGUGUUCUCUCUAGAUAUCUGAUGAUUGCGUAUAAUCUGACGGGAAUGGUGAUCCAGACAGGCAGGGUAGUGGCGAUGACAGGAACCAGAGUGGAUCAGAUAUAACCGCCGAAUUUCUCAGCCCCGACUGCUAUAGAACAAUGCAUGCCUUGGGAGCCGUUAAGAGGCACAGCUUGAGACAUUGAGAUCAUUGCCUAGAGACGUGGGUUUACUAUAGACAACCAAGCUGGAAGCAUUCCUUCUCUAGACACCAGAGGACGCAGCCUGGCACCCUCAGCCUUCAUGAGCGAGGCAGUGUCUCAGUGUUGGGCGAACGACGGGGUCCAGUUACCCAACGGGGCUGUUAAAAACUGGGCAGGGACUACGACAUGUAACUAUCGUUGUUCAGUGUUUGAGAGCGACGUUAAGAUCCAUCAUUGUGGAGCGAUGGUCUCAAGACGACAGCGAAUCCACGAUGCACGUCUAAAACACGGGGUCGUACAAAGCGCCGACACAAUGCAUUGGAAGAACAUCAGUUUGUCACAUAUAUAUCAAAUGGGGUCGUUCUCCCUCCUCCUUCAGAGGCGCGUAUGGCGUGUGCGUACACUAUUGUCCUGUGUACCCUUGCUAACGAUGCAGAGAGAUUGAAGUAGUGCACCCGCCAAAUACAGAGAAGGAAACGCUCGAUUCGUUCCCCAGAAGAACAUGAGCGUCAAGUCAACUUGAGAAAGAUCCGCACUAUUCGAACUAAGAAAAGCUAUUAAUGUGCCUUGGAUGCAAGGCCAGGAAGUAUCUCAGCGCCCUCAUGACACUCUUAGUUAUAUUGAAAAGCGUCGUUGGUUUGUUGGGGUAUCAGCGAAUCGCCCAAUGCAACUUCGGCCCACCGAAUUUCGACUAUCUCUACCCUUUUGGGCUUUUUGCGCAUUACGCAAAUUCCGAGUUUUCCAGUCGAGACCGCGGAAAGGCAAUCUAAUGAAGCGCCAAGACGAAGAGAGAGAAAAAUAAAA